This is a messenger RNA of Folsomia candida, 3072 nucleotides long. RefSeq lists its product as uncharacterized. The transcript is spliced from 19 exons. NCBI's taxonomy places the organism in Eukaryota, Metazoa, Arthropoda, Collembola, Entomobryomorpha, Isotomidae. The record is from RefSeq and is a predicted model, not a curated record. Gene Ontology annotation, molecular function: calcium ion binding. The coding region runs from base 170 to 2932 and encodes 920 amino acids.
AUGACAAAAUCUAGCCUAAUCCCCUCAAUUUUCUAAUCACAUUUUGCCAUCCAUUCAUUCAUCCUCUUUCCCACUACUGAUCAUUAAUUCAUACUUCUUUUGUUUCCUGUGACUCCAGUGUCUGGACACGUACGGGCUGAAACCAUGUACGGCCGAGUAUUUGGACAGAAUGAGGGCAGUCGCACGCCAAUGUGGGUACGACAUCAAGAAACAUUUCUCGGAACAUGAUCCCCUCGAAUUUGGCGUCGUUUCGGACUACCUGUUCAAAUGCAUGAUGCACGAAAAAUUCAUGUGCCAAGUUCCCUUCAACAUGGAUCAGGUGCAGUUGAUCACGGAAUUUUUCCAAAUGCCGGACGGAAUGAUUUGCUACUCUCGCCUCCACGAGUUAAUGAUUUCCAACGACAACAUCGCGGACCAGUUGAGGGAUUGUGCUUCACAAGUUCCUUUCCCAAAAGUGUCGGAUGUUGAGCUAAGGGCAUGUGGAAAACACGUCUUUGGAACGGAGCCCUGCAUUCCAUCCAUUCUGGAAAGGUUGCGAACUGCCUACUUUCGCCUCCGUAUCAAAAUCACGGAUCAGUUUCGCUGUUGUGACCCCACCUGCAAGGGGCUCAUUUCUGAAGAAAAGUUUCAAUGCAUCCUCAACGACACGCUGGUUCCAGAAGCGGGCGUCACGGAGCGACAGUUGGACGCGGUGACUAACUAUUAUCGCGCGUAUGAUGACCAAAUCGACUACAAACGGAUGGCUGAAAUGUUUGACUCGACUCUCAGUUUGCAAGAACAAAUCCAGUUGAAUUAUAUCACAUCGCGAGACCAGCUCAAGAAACCGAAAGCCGUGAACAAAUUGAGUGAAAAAGAUGAAGAGAGGAUUGUCGAGAUUUGGCAUAAAAUCGUGAAAAGGGCUGAUCGUCAUAUCCUCAUAACAUUGAAUGCAACAUUUGAUAAGUUCGCUCAUCGACAGUCUGGUGAGGCUACGGUUCCUCACCUGAAACGCUUCCUGGUCUACUUGGAUGCAGACCUGGUGGAAUCCGAUUUUGCUCUUUUGUGCAAAAAAUACGCCACCAGAGACUACAACGUCAACUUUCUUCAACUCGUGGAAGACCUGGAUGACACGUACCACGCCAAGAUCUGUCCCCAAAAGCCACCUGAGCCCAUCCUCGGGGCGGACGGCCCCCCUUACGAUAUGGAAUAUCCCCCUGAUUUGGGUGGGGCUGGGAAGAACAGUUCCGUGUGGGGAUUUCCUCACUGUAAAUGUGCCUGCGAAGAUGAGCACUUGGCUGGGGCGUGUUUGCCGCAAGAUUCCUCUCGCUUUUACGAAGGGGGUCCAGUCGUUGGUGGGUUUGGGAGGAGGCCAAUUCUAGGCAAGGACUACAUCAACAAAAGGGCGAACGCUUUUUACGGUCAACGAUACGCUGGAGCGUACGCACUUUCUCCCACGGCUGGGAAACCGUCCCCCAUUCCAAUGGGUCUCACGGGCGAAUUGAAACCGAAACUGGGACAAAGUGAAGCUGUCGAGCUGAGAAAUCUGAUGGAACGUCUUCAACAAUACUUGUACCGAUUUAGGGUCAGAACGAAAGAGUUCUUCAGGGAUUUCGACCUCAUGAAUCAUGGCUUCAUUUCAGCGAACCGAUUUCGCCGGGCCUUGGCCAACAUGGGAAUUGGACCGGGGGAAAAGAUUGCUUUGAGUGAGGGCGAAUUUGAUGCCUUGAUAAAUUACUAUCGGUUGGAGGACGAUCAGUCGAUGGCAUGCUGGAGAAAAUUUGAUGAUGAUAUUGAAUCAAUCUUUCUGCAAAGAGGAAUCGAGAAAAUGCCACUGAUCUUAACCCCUUCACCUGAUCGGAUCAUGGCGAUUCCACGAGCUGGGGCCACAAACAUGGAAGAUAUUCCUCUUCGAAUUCGGCAAUUAGCGAAAUGUGCCAUUGCCCGAUUGCGAAGUCGAGUGGAACUUGAGAGCUGCAAUAUCAAGUAUUUCUUCAAAGGUUUCGACAGGAUUAACAAUGGGCACGUUUCUCGCCAGCAAUUUAAGCAAACUCUCUCCAUGCUCAACUACUACUUCACGGCGGAUGAAUUGGACGCGAUUUCCGUCCAGUACUGCGACUCCCUGGGGUUCAACUACUUUAAACUGUUGGACGACAUUGACCCCAAGAAUAUUGAGCCGGGAUGGUAUUCCAAGUACAAAACUGGACGCUUAUACCAACUCAGCCGCCCCAGGCCAACGCCAAAAUGGCAAGAAAAUGACUUGCAACGAAUCAUGUACAAGAUUCAGGCGAGAAUGGUACGAAAUCGUCCCAAACUAUACGACUUUCUCCGUGACCACGACUAUGUUAAUCACGAUCGUAUCAAAACUAUUGACUUCCAUCGCGCCAUGGACCGGGCCGGGUUUGAGUUGACGCCACGAGAGAUUGAAGUGCUGACUUGUUGCUACACGUCUCCCGAUGACCCCAUGGAGAUUGAAUGGCGUUGCUUCCUCAACACGGUUGAAACAGUUUUCACCGUCGCCAACUUGGAGAAAGCUCCACGAAUUGAGCCUCAAGCUUGGCGUCCUCUCAAAGAGAUGGAUUACGACAAGGAGCUCACGAAAGAGGAAUAUUGUCGCUACAUUUCUGGAAUGCGUCGUCUCGCUCUUCGCGUCUAUCAGCGUCGCCUCGAGUUCAAGCCAAUGUUCCAAGACUUCGACCAACCGCAAACCGGCCUGGUCUCAGUCAAUCAAUUCCACCGAGUACUCCACACCCUUGGGCUGGCCGAUCUUGUGACGACGAGUGAAUUGGAGGCAAUCAUUAAGAGAUUUGGGGUUGUUCGUGGACUGAAGGAUGACGUUGACUAUGUCGAAUUCCUGGCCCAACUUGAAGGCAUCACCAGCGUAAAUCCGAUAACUUUGGAGGAAAUGAGCCCAACCGGUGUCAAGUGGUACGAACAGUUGAAUCCGUGCUGUUAAAGGAAGGAAAUAAAAAAAACUAGCUAAUCGACUAAUACAAAACUAACUGUAUUCACCAUUAAAAUGACAAUAUUGUGAUCUGUAGAAUUCAGUGCAUGCACUGCGCUAUUAAAUAAAGGAAUCAGCAAUUAUUAAACAAA